Truncatella angustata is the source of this 651-nucleotide messenger RNA. Its product is annotated as Tim10/DDP family zinc finger protein. Lineage: Eukaryota; Fungi; Ascomycota; Sordariomycetes; Amphisphaeriales; Sporocadaceae. The coding region runs from base 163 to 438 and encodes 91 amino acids. The transcript is spliced from 2 exons. The record is from RefSeq and is a predicted model, not a curated record.
CAGUGGCAUCGCAAUCGAAAGCAUCAUCGGUAGUCAAUACAGACAAGAAAUACUCCAUUUCUCAACGAACUAAAGUACGCUGUAAAACCAGCAAGCAAGCCUGCAGCUCGAAUUAAUACAGAAAGACCAUUGCUCCGAACGAGUCAAGCGACACCCAACAAUAUGGACGGCGACCUCUCCAACUUCGAGCUCGACAGGCUCAACGACAAGGAUAAGGAGCAGCUGCGCACAUUCCUUGCCAACGAGAACCAGAAGGCGCGCGUGCAGUCGACUGUACACUCCCUCACGGAUCUUUGUUGGAACAAGUGCGUCACCGGCGCCAUCAAGUCGGGCCAGAUGGACAAGAACGAGCAGAGCUGCAUGGCCAACUGCGCCGACCGGUUCUUGGAUGUCAGCAGCCUUACGAUGAAGCACCUCCAGAACAUGCGACAGGGUUGAAGGAGCAGGUAGAGAAAUUAGGGGAAACUACAAGCAAACCCAGAUGCGUUGUGAAGAACUCGAAGAUCACCCCCCAAGUGACUGCUAUUGUUGGAACACUUGUAGCAGUUUGGCAGCCAUGGUUGUCAGCUCGACCGAGUAUGUACUAUAUUGUACUUUGCUGUAUGACACAAAAGAACAUCAAUCAAAAUUCGUUCACAACAUGUAUGGAGA